Molecule: messenger RNA, 2662 nt
Organism: Odontomachus brunneus
Lineage: Eukaryota; Metazoa; Arthropoda; Insecta; Hymenoptera; Formicidae
Product: carbohydrate sulfotransferase 11-like
Exons: 5
Coding region: 1448-2542 (364 amino acids)
Biological process (GO): carbohydrate biosynthetic process
Cellular component (GO): membrane
Molecular function (GO): sulfotransferase activity
Source: RefSeq, a predicted model, not a curated record
GUAAGUUAAUUCAUAUAAUAUGAAUUAAUUAAAAAUUAAGAAUUUCAAUAAAAAACAAAAUAGGAAAAAAAAGUUCUUAAAUUAAUUCAUAUAAUAUGAAUUAAUUAAAAAUUAAGAAUUUCAAUAAAAAACAAAAUAGGAAAAAAAAGUUCUUAAAAAUAGAUAAAUUUUCAACUGUGUAAAGUGCUGGGAAUCGACGAAUUCAAUGAUGUAUCUAUUAUGAGGGCAAUUAUAUCCAUUAUUCAGUAGAAUUUAGUAGUUAUUUAAUUACUAAAUCGCGAUUUCAAAUCGCAUUCAAUCGCAUUCUCUUUGUUGUAAAGUAACGUAAACUAUAUUAAGUAAGUUUUGUACCACUGAGUAUUGAAGUUUUGUAUGUAAAUUUCCAUCAUUUUACAGCAUCAAAUGAAAUGCAAUAUCGAAAUUUCAAUGAGAAAAAAAAAAAUAUCGAUUCAUUACCGAUAUAAAUAUCUCCCUUUUCUACAAUUCUUCCUGAACGUUUUGCAUAUUACCUUGUAAUUUAUUUUCAUGAAAUUGAAUUGAGGAUUUAAUCUACAAAUUUAGAAUUAAUAAUUCGAUACAACAAAAUAAUAAGAUGUACAUCAAAAAGAAAGGUUGCAUUUCACGUUAAUUUUACGGUUAUUUAUUGAUUGUUAGGUCAAAAAGAAAGUGUUUGGAGUAUUUUAGAAGUAUGUUUAAUCGAUUGCAAGUGUCAUUUUUUGGAUGUUUCUUUAUUUCUUUGUAGAAAAUUUGAAUAUAUAUUCGUUCUCUGACGUCAUCAAUCAAAAGUUUCGCGGCAAGUAGCUAGGAGGCUUAAGCAAUAAGAACAAUAUCUUUUUGUUUUCUAAUUCAAUGAUAUUUCAUAUAUCUGUACUUUUUAACGUGUAUUUCAAGUUUAUUAAUGUAUCCACAUUUCUCUUAAUAUUUUGAAAUAAUUUGGGGAAAAACUUAUAAAAAUUAACAAAAAAUAACUCGUGAUUCUAAAAUAUAUCUUAAAAUUAUAGUAAAUCUUUUUAUAUUCAGAAACGAUUUCAAAAUGACAAAUCUUUAGUGAAUCCGAUAAUCGCAGGAAGAUAAAAGUUAUCGUUCGUGCUACCCACACGAACUAGGAGAGACGGAUACGCUUGUCCUGACAAACGGCAGAGAUACGGAAGGAUUUCAACAUGUUAUAGCAUUGCUUUGACAUGUUAAGGAUAUAAUUGUGGAAGAAUUAAGAAGAAUAUCUUAGUGAACACGCUGUGUAAAUGAAUAUUGUCAAAUCAAGAUACAUAGGAAAUCAAGAACUCUUCGCCGAUACUCACACUUGAAAUAAUUACUCUUAAAUUCUCACAGGCUCGAAUUAAUUUCUCGAAUAAAAUAUGUAUUUGUAAUAUUCGAUUUCUGAUUAGAGCUUUUGGUUAGAGUUUUGUAUAUAUGGUGCAACAACAAUUAUUACUUAAUUAUACUAAUUAUGUUUGUUAAAGUGCAAUUACUUAAAGGCGCUAUGUGCGUUGCAUUUUACCUCAUCGCGUGUGUUGUUUUUAUUAAAAUGAGAAAAAAUUUCGACUCAAAGGAAAUGACGAACGUGAUAACGACGAAUUACCAACCGAUAACGUUAGAUUUUUCAUCUGCAAACAAGAUAAACAAAAAGGAUGUUGAGUUAGAAGUCGAAAUGUUACGAAUGGACGAAUUGAAAGGUGAAACCAUCGAUUAUCAGGAGAAUGCGGCUCUACUUCGACAGAUGUCGAACACAUGUACGAAGUACAAUCUGAAGAGAAUACCUUUCAUUAAAAGACAUUUUUUAUAUAACGCUAAACAUAAGUCGUUAUAUUGUUGGAUUCGUAAAGUUGCAUCUACUAGUUUUACCAAAUUAUUUUCCGACAUGAGCAAUCGCCAAGUCAGCCACAAUUUUUACAAAGAAGUGGAUUUUUUGUCGCCAAAAACUCUAGAAAAUCUGCAGCAUUAUAUUAACGAUAGCGCUGUCUUCAAAUUGCUCAUUGUUCGACAUCCCUUUCAACGACUAGUCUCAUCAUAUAGAGAUCGUAUCGAGGACAACAGUAAAUAUACUGCGCAAUCCUGGCUCCACGCUCACUCGAUUCUUUAUCUUUCAAGGCCAAAAUUAUUUCGUUUCAAAUCGUCCAAUGGAAACAUUUUAGAGAAGAUAUUCCUGCCGGACAAAAGACUGAAGGUGAUCCCCAGUUUUCGCGAAUUCUUGGAAUGGUUGCUGAGGCAACCGCCAGAACAUGAUGAUGUUCACUGGGAUCGAUAUUACACUCAUUGCGCGAUUUGUGAUGUGAAUUAUAAUUUCAUCCUGAAGCUAGACAAUUACACCUUGGGGCAGAUCAAUUACAUUCUGUCAAAGCUGAAAUUGGACAGAAAUAAAAUCUAUUUGUCCACGUUGCAACGCACUCGUAAUGGACUCACCGACUUUAACACGUCGUGCAAAUAUUUUCGCAAUCUGACUACCGACAUGGUCAUACGGUUGUAUAAGAGAUACAAAGUAGAUUUCGAUAUGUUUAAUUACAAACCAGACAAAUAUUUGCGAUGCGCUAAGAGAAAAAAUUAGUUCAAACGAGGUAACAAAGUGUUUGAUAAUAUUUAAUUCCAAAACUCUUUCGAUGGAAGAAAAUUCCUUUAUGUAAGGACACAUGAUGAAAUCUUGUUUUUAAUGGAAAUUAUGGAUUAU